Molecule: messenger RNA, 6052 nt
Organism: Hypanus sabinus (Atlantic stingray)
Lineage: Eukaryota; Metazoa; Chordata; Chondrichthyes; Myliobatiformes; Dasyatidae
Gene: maml3
Product: mastermind-like transcriptional coactivator 3
Exons: 5
Coding region: 606-3857 (1083 amino acids)
Biological process (GO): Notch signaling pathway; positive regulation of transcription of Notch receptor target
Cellular component (GO): nuclear speck; nucleoplasm
Molecular function (GO): transcription coactivator activity
Source: RefSeq, a predicted model, not a curated record
AAUGCGCUGGCAUGGUGAAGGUGAUGGUGGUGGCGGCGGUGGCAGUAGCAAGCAGCUGCUCGCUGUUCCGUCCGACUUUCGCGAUCCCAUUGAGGAUGUUCUCCCCCAUGUAAAACGCCAGCAUUUUAAGCUUGAAUGCCGCGGGACGUCUGCAAGCGUAGAUCCGCUUCUUCAAACACAGGACAAAUGUAAACAGCUCAAAAAAACUUUCUUUGAAAAAGCAGCAAAAAAAGAGAAAAGCUUGCACGAUUCGUUUUUGCAUGAUGAUCGCUCAGAAUCGGAUCUUUCAGUGGAGUUGAUGAAGAAACAUUGGAAUAUAUCUAAGAAAAAGAAGGAACGUUUCAUGCAGCUUAAUACUGUGCUGAACUCUAAGGCGCUGGGUUGCAAUGAGUUAGUUAUCACAACCUUUUUUUGUUUGUUUUCUGUUGCUUUAUUUAUUUCCGAAGGCAAACCAGCAUAAAACCGUCGCUCGGGUGUCCUGUGCAAUUUUCUUCGCUUCUCUGUGUGUGUAUAUAUGUGUGUUUAUAUUUUGCCGGCUAUUGGGAAGAUCUCACACACCUAGAGACAGAGCGACAAGUUGCCCUGGAUAAUCGCUUUUGCAAAGGAUGGGGGAUUUCGUGGCCCCCGCGGCUGCAAACGGCAACGGCCCUUCGAUCGCCGGUAACACCAGCGGCGGUAUCCCCAAGCACAGCACCGUGGUGCAGAGGCUCCGGCAGCGGAUUGAGGGCUUCAGAAAGCACCACAACAACUGCGAGGUGAGGCGCCAGCAAGCCCAGGCUCAACAGAUUGAACUGGACCGCCAGGAGACCUUGACGCUCCACCAGAGGUGCCUGGAGCUCAAAGCGAAGAAAACGGGCAAGAACAAACAGGACGGAGCUUACAGAAGCAAACUCUGCGAGCCCGAACCUCCUUCCGCCCUGGCCGCCUUACCGGCGGUCGCAGAUCAGAGGACCAACACUCUGAUCGCGCUUCAAGAAACGGUAAAGAGAAAACUUGAAGGUGCCCGUUCGCCACUUAAUGGAGACCUGCAAAAUGGAGUUUCUGACAGCAGUUUCUCCCCGAGCAGCAAGCGAGUUCGAAAAGAGGGAUCUGGGAUAGACCAGGGCAACAGCCUCUCCAACAACGUCCCUAUACCUUCUGUUUCUCCCCUGCACCAAAUUGACUUGAAGCCGUCACUUCCAAUAUCUACCAGUGGAAAUAAUUCAACAGGGUUUGAUGACGGAAAUAAAGAGAGCAGGCAUCCGAGAGUGAGCUUACAGGCUAAUGGCACCAGAGAGGAUGACGACUUCAACUUAAUUUUAGCCAAGGAUCUUAAACAAGAAUUGAUUGAUGAUCCAAGUUGUAUAGACUCUUCAGAUGCUUCCCUUCUCCAUCAAAAUAAACUAUUCUCGGAUAUUAAUCUUAAUGAGCAAGAGUGGCAGGAGUUAAUUGAUGAACUAACAAGCACAGUUCCAGAAGAUGACAUGCAUGACCUAUUUAAUGAAGACUUUGAUGAAAAGAAGGAGAUGGAGGUUGUCAAGCCUACGUCUCAGACCCCGGUUCCAGCAGAUAACCCAAGUAUAAAGAGUGAAAUGUGUCAGUCUCCUUUUAAUCAGUUGUCAAUGGGAUCGCCACAGGUUAGACCAUCUUCAUCAGGCCCUCCAUUUUCCAAUGUCUCCACAGUCUCCAGUGUGUCCUCUGUGUCAAGUAUUUCAUCCCUUUCUGCACCUGCUACUUCACCAGUGACAUCUACAAGCCAACCCUCACAGCAGGCCCCAAGUCAAACUCAAGCACAUGCAAGGUCGGGAAAUGGCUUCUUGAUGACAACGUCUUCUGGGUCAGGGUCUGGACAGGGACCCGGACCCGGACCGGGACCAGGACCUGGGCCAGGGCCGGGGCCAGGAUCUGGUCCGGGAGCUCUACCGUCGACGAGUACUGAUCUUUCCCGAGCAGAGCAGUUGAAGCAAAUGGCUGCCCAGCAACAGCAACGAGCGAUGCUGUUGCAGCAGAAACAGCAGCAACACACGCAGCCACACCAGCAGAAUCAGGCACAUGGUUGGUCCCCUGCAGCCCCGCCACACAGUCCCUUUGGAGGCACCUUUAUUCCAGACAAACCAAAUAGCCCAAUGAUGUACCCACAGGCCUUUAAUAAUCAAAAGCCUAUGGUGCCUGCUAUGACAAGCAACCCUCAGAAGGCCAUGAAUAACUACCUCUCACAAAACCACAUGAACAUAAUGAAUCAACAGCCAAAUACUAUGGGGCAGACCUCUGUGAACAAACAGCCUAUGCUUUCGUAUGCUAACACUAAGCCACUGUCGCAUUAUAAUAUUGAGCCUGUGGGCCAGAGAAUGACCCCGCCAAUGGCUAAUCAGAACAAAGCUCCCAUGAUGCCCUACCUACAGCAACAGCAGCCGCAAGUUCAGCCUCAGACCUCUCAUAUUAGUGAGGAACAGAAGCACAUGCUGUUAAUGAAGCAGAAAGGACUCCUUCCCCAGACAAUACCUUAUGGAGCUCUGCCAAACCAUGGUCCGGAUCAGAAUCCAGUGGGAUCUUCUCGGCCGGCAGGAUCCAUCCAGCCCCCGGUCCCAGGUCCUGGCACUGGGGCCCCAGUGCCCAGCUCCAUGACUGGUAACCCUGGAGGCCCUGGUUACCUUGGAAACCAGCAGCAGGCUGUCAUGAUGAAACAGUUGAUGGAGCAGGAGAGACAGAGAAUGCAUCAGAUUCACAUGAUGGAGCAGCAGAAGCAGCAGUUAUUCAGGGAGCAAAGACAGCAGCAGUUUCUGGCAGAGCAGCAACAGCAACUACAGCAACAACAUGAACAGAUGCAACGGCAUCUGCCCAGACCACACCCACAGUGCAAAGAUCAGCAGAGGAAUCCAUAUCCUGUACAACCGGUCAACCAGUUCCAAGGCACAGCCCAGGAAUUGGCGACAGCAAGGAGUCAAGCUCUCCAGAAUGUGAGAAGUCCCAGAAUGAUUGCACAGAAUCAGGGCAUGAUGCAGAUGCCCGUCCAAAGUUCUGGUGCGAUACCUGCCACCACUGGCCAGUCAGAGAUUGGCAUGGUACCCUACAAUAAUGCCCAGAGCAAUCAGCAAGGAAUGUACAGUGUGAGUCCAGGCAUGAACCAAAUUCUUCAGCAUUCAAACCAAAGUAAUGCGAACAUGGCACGUAAUGUUAGCCAGAUGCAGAAACAGCCUGUUGCAGGACAAGGGGUUGGAAUGGUAGCUGGUUAUGGACAAAACUUACUUGGAAACCCUGUGUUGGUCCAACAGCAACCAGUCAAAGGACCUGUAGGGCAGCAGAUGUCCAAGGCUCAAGUUCAAAGACUACAACUAAUGGCAAGUUCUGGUUCUCCAGCUCAGAGUUGGCAGCAACAUAGUUUACAAAACAUGCCCAACAGAACUCAGGCUAACAAUGAGCUCAAUCCAUUCAACAACAAAUCGGCUUAUCCAGUGCAACCUGGUCAAUCCAAGAUGGCCAAGCAACAUUUUUCCCAGGCAAUGGGUCAGUCUGUUCUUGAGUCUGCUGGUGCAGUUGGAGGACAAAUAAUGCCUCAUUUUGGAGGACAGCCAAGGACCAACCAGUCUAGACAAAUAGUUAUGUCUGGCAUGACCCAGACAGUCCACAACAUGACUGGUUUUAACCAGGCCACAGGCCAACAGUUGGCAGGAGGCUGCUAUGCACAUAGUAACCCAGGUCAAGGAUAUCAUACAAGAACCACAAGUCAGGACUUGACCUUCAAUUAUACCAGCCAAUCAGGGGCUGGUUCCUUCUCUAAUUUGACAGACAGUGUUGAUCUGAUGGACUCUCUAAUCAAAAGUGGAUCAACAGAAGGCUGGAUGCAAGAAUUUGAUGAAAUAUUUGGUAGCCAGCAGUAGACGAGUUUUUAAAAGCUGUUAAAUUACGGCAUCCUCUAAAUAAAAGUGUUUAGGGACCAAGUAAAGUAGACCUAGUUUUGUAGUUGCACUGCUGUUACAUUACGGUGCUGAUGUACAUGUAGACGUGAUACAAACUGUAAUGGUUUCAUGUAAAUAGGUUUUUUAUAAGUCCAAAUGUAAGGCUUACCAUUGGCUCUACUUCCUGUAAAGAAUGGCUCUUUGUUUAACAAAAUAUUGAAGUAUUUUUAUUUCAUCUUACAGUUUUCAAUUCAUCACAAAGCAAUGAUAUUGCACCAGACAAUAUCUUACUAAUUAUUUGUACAGUAAACUCUAAACAGAUGUGUUCAUUGGAUACAAUUUUUUUCUAAAUUUCAUUUUUACUCUGUAUCUUAAGCAGUGCUUGGAACCUGAGCUCCGUUCUUUUUAAACCUGUACAGAAUCCUCUACUGUGUAAAAGUGUGAUGUUGAAUAAUUUUUUUUGAGUGGGGGUUGGUUGGGGGUGGAAAAUGUUAUGUCAAUGAAUCAUGAGAUCUUAUUAAAAAAGAAUUUUAAUGUGACCCAUCGCUAGUAGACGUUUUGUUUACCCAGACAGAUUUCAAGUGUACAAUAGUUAUGAAAUUCAGGUGUAUAUGCUCUUUGCUGUGUAAGCAAAGACCUUCUCCUUUAUUGAGAGGUUAAAAAAACAUGGAACUUUAAACAAAAUGGGAAAUAUACAGGAUCAUACUUAGACUUGUCAAAUUCUCAAUCCCACCUCCAACUUUACCCUCUGGUCUCUGGGCUGAUUCUCUCAAUUCUACACCUAGAAUUCCCACAAUUUGUGCUUGAAUUCCCUCAAUUGGAUUAGUUUGAUUGUCGCCGCCAUCACAGAAAUGGAAUGACUGAAAACAAUCACUUGUUAUGGUUUCUGUGUUUGACUGUGACAUGAGUAAACUAUCACUCCUCAUUCUUCUUAACUUGCCUUCAACCUUUGAUGUGGUCAACAAUACCAUAUUCCUCCAGCAGAUCUUCUCCACUGAACAGAUGGAUGAACUGCUGUCAGCAGUCCACUUACCUAACCAGACAGGGUCAGAAAAUCAUCUCCAAAGGUAUUCUAUCCUUUCCUUGCACCCAGGAUCUAUCCUAUUUAUUAAUUUUAUGCUUCUUCUUGGAAAUAAUCAUAAAUAAAUGAUACUUAAGGUUCCAUAUGUAUAUCAGAGAUAUCCUUGGGUUGCUGCCUAUGACUUUGCUUGUUCAACACCCAGUUUUGGUUAAGCAGAAAGAUGUUCCAACUAAAUCUUGAAGAUAGUUUAUGAUGUUGGAUGCUCGAGAAUGCUGCAUACCCCAUUCUCCAAUCCCCAAAUUUAUCCAUGUUUCUGGAAUGAUAAGCAAAUGAACUAUCAGCAACAUUAAUAUCACUUUUUUUUUAAUCUUCAAAUGAGAAUCUGACUGCAUAAACACUGCAUCAAUGGGAUUGCCAAAACUCCUCCCUCUGCCUGUAUGUCUCUAAACUUGUUGCCUCUACUCCAGUGCUCUGCUGGCCAUCUUCACACUGUAAAUCAGAAUGCAUCCAAAACUGCCUAUAACAUAUAACAUACCUUAUCACUCAUCCCUCUAUUCUUGAACUACAUAGUUCUCUGGUCUGGUAACACCUAGUGUUACGUUUUGUAACUCCAAACAAUAAUAAAAAAACAAGUUAGUCCAGAAUAUGUGUGCUUAGUUUCAUUUUCUUUAGUGAGGCGUAAUGGCAGAUGCCAUUCACAUUCUUCUUGCAUAUAACCCAGAAUGAAUUAUGUAAGCAACGAAUGCUUAAUCAAUAUAUUUACAAUAUUAUUCAAAUAUUAACUGAGAUAUUAAAUAGACUACACCUAGAUUUUAAAAUUCAUCUUGUUUACAGAUCCUUGCAUGGCUUCACCCUUUAUAUUUGUGGUCACCUGCAGCUCUGGAAACUUUUGGGAUUUCUUAUUCUGGCUUCUUGUACAUCACUGCCUUAAUCACUCUAUCAGUGACAGAGGACUGUCAUCUGUGAGUGCUCCUCUCCAUGGAAAUCCACCCUAUAACCUUUCACUUCUGCUCCUCUUUGUGACAAUCUUCAAAUAUGCACUUAAUUGGGCCUAAGUGUAUACUAUAAUCUCCACAGUGAAAUGUUCUGAAGCUUGAAAUAUUUUAACUUAUUGAAGCAAAAUUGUUAUUAUGAAUGUAUGUGUAUUUUGCUGCCG